This is a messenger RNA of Paraglomus occultum, 966 nucleotides long. The record is from the annotation of a GenBank genome assembly. Lineage: Eukaryota; Fungi; Glomeromycota; Glomeromycetes; Paraglomerales; Paraglomeraceae.
AUGGCCGGUUCGCGGGACAGUGUUACGUCCAAUGGCAGCUCUAGUUCUUCGACUGCUCGUUCGUGGGGUUUGGGAUCUAUUUUCAAGGGGCUUUCAGAAUACAAAAAGAGGCUUAACUUGCCUAACCCUGGUACUUUCGAGGGUCUGCAUCGGGAAGUUAAGACUACUUUCCUUACCAAUCAUCUGUUCGAUGGGGCACGGGCUGACUUGACAAAGGUAUUAUCACAAAAUUUCCAAGUAAUGCAUCAAUUCACACUUGGAUCAUCUGCUGGACAGCAGUCAUAUAACUUUGGAACUGCAUAUGUUGGGACAAAAACUGUCCUUCACGGUACUGUCGACACAGAUGGUAACUUGUCGGCACGUGCAAAUUAUAUGUGGACCCCUAAUUUUGUAACGAAGAUUCAGGCACAGCUAUCACCAACACCGGGACACUCAAUGCUCCAGCUGGAACAAGAUUACCAAGGCUCAGAUUACUCCAUCAAUUUCAAGACAGUCAAUCCAUCGCCAGUAGAUUCCACGGGCAUUUUCAUACUAAGCUAUCUGCAAUCAGUAACUCAGAAAUUGUCCCUGGGUACCGAGAUAGUGUAUCAAAAACUAACAUCUGAUUUAGAGGAGACGGUCAAGCAGUACGUUAUGAAGUAUACUGGCAAAGAUUAUAUUGCUACAUUAAAUUAUCAGGAAGCAGGAGCAUUACAAGCAUCUUAUUAUCAGAAAAUAAAUGAAAAAGUGGAUUUCGGUACCGAGCUGCAGAUGUUACUUGACGGCGGCAGAAGGGCUGUAUGCACUGUGGGAGGUAAAUUCGACUUUCGUGCCGCGACAAUUAGAGGACAAGUCGAUACAACAGGACGUGUGAGUGUGGUUAUAGAAGAGAAGAUUGCCCCUGGUUUUAGUUUUCUAAUUACUGGCGAUAUGGAACAUGCCAAGGGACAAUCACGAUUCGGAAUUGGUAUUCAAAUGGAACAAUAG